UACUCGUGUCGCAGAUUCGACAGAAAUUUUGUACACACGUAAUGCAAAAUUCGCUCUAAAUCUAAAGUGGAGACUAUAUUAAGUCGCAUGAUGGCGCGUGCCCGUUGAUAAAUUUGUUUUAUUUUAGUGCUCACGCGUUGGAGAAAUGGAUGCACAGGGAGCAGCCGGUUCUGUGUUCAUGUGUCGACUGUGCAACCUCUUCUCUCCCAGUCGCCCUCUGCUCCUGGUCCAUUGCUCCCAGGAGCAUCCCCAGCAGGAGCCUCCUGGUGAUGUCAUCAUUGCGCUGCAGCCCCUUGUAUCAGAGCCUGUGGAGACUUAUUGUCCACAGGAGACACCAACAGAGGGCCCAGCGAAGCGAAAGCGAGGACGACCAAAAGGCUCCACGAAGAAGUCCAAGACCGACUCCACCCAUUCUCUUGGGGAUAAUUCUCUUGGACAAGAAGAGGAGAAUAAGAAGCAGGGAGACCCACAAAAUGGCUCAAUAGAAGGUGAAAGCCACACUAGAAUUUUGGAACUUAAUUGCAAAAAAUGCCAUCGCAACUUCAGCAACAGACGACAGAUCCUCAAACACAUAUGUCUGAGAGGAGAUGAGGGGGACAACGAUGAGGAGAUGGGGGGAAACUUUGUCGAAGAAGAUGUUGAGGAUUCUGGAUCUUUGGACCCUGAGGAAGCUGCUCCAAUCAAGAAGAAGCAAAACACAGAGAAGGCAGAAAAAGCCAUUGGCAGAUUCAGAUCCCAGAGAAGUGGCCGAAGCCAAAUAUCCAAAGAAGGAGACGCAGCAACAGAAAACAAGAAAUCAGUCAUCAGCGUUGUUCUGAAAGAAGAUCAGACUCUUCCAGGUGUUUUUAAAAUGGUUCCAGUAGAGAACAGUUCAGGGGAUACAGAGUCUGCUGUCGACAAGACUCAGCCUCAGGCCACCGAGCCGUCUGCAGUCGUCCAGAGUCAGUCACAAGACCGUUCAAGCGAAGCCACCAUCUCGAACAACAACUCUGAAACGGACCAAGACCCAAGCUCCAACCCAACCUUCACAACAACAACAACAACAGAAGCAGCAGCCAGCAAAGGCUUCCAGGAAUAUUCUAUCAAGCAAAAUAAUACCAAUUUACCUCAGAGCCAGCUGAAGAUCUUCACCUGUGAGUUCUGUAAAAAGAUCUUUAAGUUCAGACACUCGCUGGUCGCUCACCUCAGGACGCACACGCAGGAGAAACCCUUCCAGUGUCCACACUGUGACUACGCAUCCGCCAUCAAAGCCAACCUGAACGUUCACCUGAGGAAACACACAGGACAGAAGUUCAGCUGUCAGCACUGUGCUUUCACCUGCCUCAGCCCAGGACAUCUCAAGGUCCACGUAGAGCGAGUCCACAUGAAGGUGAAGCAGCACUGCAGCUUCUGUGCGAAAAAAUACUCCGAUGUCAAGAACUUGCUGAAACACAUGGAGAAGCAUCAUAACCUCAAAGACCCUAAGGUCCACCAGAGCUACCAGGAACUGAGUUUAAAGACUCGUCAGGGCCUGAGACAGCUCCUGUACCACUGUCCCACCUGUAAACGACGCUUCAAGAACCAGCUCGAGCGGGAGCGUCACCUGUUGGUCCACGGGCCUCUGCGUCCCUUCGCCUGCGUGCUCUGUGACCAUGCGGCAACCAAGCUGGACGCCCUCACCGCUCAUGUCAAGAAGCACCUCUUCCUGUACAUGUGCUCCGUGUGUGACGGGAAGUUUGUCAGCUGUCAGAGACUAAAGAGUCACCUGAAAGAGUCUCACGCCGACCUGGACCAGGAGCAGGCCUUCAGCGACUGUAUCGAUAACAGCUACUUUCUGAAACAGCCCGGAGGAGACGCGAGGGGGGAUGAGGAGAGGGUGGACACGGAAAGAGGCGGACAGGAGGAGCCCAGGACAGAGCAGGAAGGUGAAGAUGAGAGGAUGAGAGAGGAGGGUGGAAGUGAUGGUGUCGGAGGGGAACAGGAAGAGUCCAGGACAGAGCAGGAAGGUGAAGAUGAGAGGAUGAGACUGGAGGGUGGAAGUAACGGUGACGGAGGGGAGGAGUUGCCUGGUGGUGAAGCAGAGAGGCUGGAAACUGUCGCAAGGGAAGAGAGGGAGAAUGAGGGGGAAGAAGCUAGUGCUCAGGGUGAAAGUUUGGAAGAUGAGCAGGUCAAAGAAGAAGAAACACAAGAAUUGAUUUCUAUAGAAACUUCAACUCCCACUGACACACAGGACAAAACCACAGCUGGGGAAGCAGCACAGGCCAACUCGGAAGACCCAUGCACCCCUGCAGCCGAGAAUAUUGACAGUAACGAACACAACACCAAAACUUGUCCAUCACCGGAGAACAAUCACAGCCCUCACACGGAGGAGAGGACUCAAGAAAACACACAUGCAGCCAGAAACACAGACGCACCUUCGUCACCGGUACCUCCAGGGGCAAAGGAUCAAACCCCACAUUCAGAGAAGAGUGCAUUCCAGCAGGUGUUUUCAUCUCUUCAGAAGACUCCCCUCAACAUGGAGACUUUCCAGCAGCUCAGGAGACUUUACGGAGACUUAGAAUGCCAGUACUGUGGUAAACUGUUCUGGUUCAAAGUCCAAUAUAACAUCCAUGUGCGCACCCACACCAAGGAGCACCUGCAUUACUGUACAAAGUGUAGCUACUCGUCCAUCACUAAAAGCUCCUUAAAGCGUCACCAGAUCCAGAAGCACAGCGGGCUGCUGCUGCCUUGUUCUAAUCCCGGCUGUAAAUACACCACACCGGACAAAUACAAACUACAAGCCCAUCUGAGGACGCACCAGGAACAGGGGAAGAGUGUGUCCUGUCCCGUCUGCCAUCAAAGCUUCGCAAAGCGCAAGUUAAAAAACCACAUGAAAACAUCCCACCCUGAUGGGCGGCCUGUGCGGGGAAAAGGAUUGAUUGCGGAGCGUGCAAAGAAGUGCCCGUACUGUGACUCCUACUUCCUGAGGAAGAGCAGAGAGUUUAAGCAGCACAUCUGGGCCCAUGAAGGUCUGAAGCCGUUCCUCUGCAGCUUGUGUGACUACACAGGUCGCAGCAAGAGUAACCUCAAGUCUCAUAUGAAUCGACACAACACUGAGAAACCUCAUCUGUGUGACCUGUGCGGUAAAAAGUUCAAAUCGAAAGUCACCCUGAAAUGCCACAGACAGAGCCACACAAAAGAAGGGAAGCGGUUCCAAUGUUCGGAGUGUGACUUUACCGCGGUCUCUAAACCUUCCCUGCUCAGACAUAAGGAGCAACACUCUCAAUUUAAGCCAUUCCGUUGUGCCCACUGCCGCUACUCCUGCAACCUCACUGGUCCUCUGAAGAGACACUACAGCUUGAAACACCCAGAUCAGAAAUAUGAGAAUGCCGGAACCGGGCUGCCCACUGCUGAUGCUCUGAAACAGCAAGGUGGAAAGAAGUGUCCCGAUUGUGACUUUGUUUACGGCACCAAGUGGGAGCUGAAUCGCCACAUGAAGAACAAACACAUCCAGAGAGUGGAAACCUGGGAGACUGGUGAGACGAUCGAGGCCCACUAUGUGACUGAAGAGCUGCUGACAGAAGAACCUGUAGCAGUGCUGCACGAUAACGUUGAUAUCCAGGAGAUCACUGAGUUCAGUUCAGAGGCUCAUGAUGCUGUCACCUCCAUGGUCGCCAUGGCUCCAGGCACCGUUACCGUCGUACAGCAGUUGCAGGUGGGCGACGAACAGGAAAUUGAGAACUGCGGCGAGCAGCUGAUGGUGGUGAACGAAGACGGGGACUUAACCGGUGACCAGGUGAUGGUGGUGGAGGAUGAACACGGCCUGGAGGCUCUGACCGUCCUCACUCAGGGAGAAAACACUCACCACUAUAUAGUCUACGUUCAGGAACACACUGUAGAAAUCAACUAGCAAUGCUAGAAUUUCAACAUAAGAGUAUUGACCUAUCAACACUGAAUGGCUCACUGAUUAUAGAUCAGUAAGCAAAUGUAAAUAACCUCAAAUGUACAAAAGUAACAAUAAAAUCAUGAUUUAGUAAA
This is a messenger RNA of Platichthys flesus (European flounder), 3996 nucleotides long. Its product is annotated as zinc finger protein ZFAT-like. The transcript is spliced from 24 exons. Gene Ontology annotation, cellular component: nucleus. Gene Ontology annotation, biological process: regulation of gene expression. Bases 146 to 3868 code for a protein of 1240 amino acids. Lineage: Eukaryota; Metazoa; Chordata; Actinopteri; Pleuronectiformes; Pleuronectidae. The record is from RefSeq and is a predicted model, not a curated record.